GGAGUGGAGCGGAGUGGAGCGAAGCGGAGCAUCCCAGCCGCGUUCACACGUGGGCGAGGAGGAGGCGCGCGCCGGCCGGCACUCACGCGGGAUGGACGCAACCUGACAGGUGAAAAAGCCGCCCCCGCGAAGCCCGAUGGCCGCGCGCCCCGCCAACGAUCCCAAUGACUCGUCUCCGCGCAACGAGAGCGACCCGUUCGGCAGAAACGAGCAAGUGGCCCAGAUAGAGAUCACGGUGCUGAGCGUCACCUUCGCGGUGGCCGUCAUGGGCAACCUGAGCGUCCUGCUGGCCCUGCACAACACCAAGAAGAAGACGUCGCGGAUGCACCUGUUCGUCAAGCACCUGAGCCUGGCCGACCUGGUGGUGGCCUUCUUCCAGGUGCUGCCGCAGCUCUGCUGGGAGAUCACGUUCCGCUUCUACGGACCCGACUUCCUGUGCAGGAUCGUGAAGCACCUGCAGGUGCUCGGCAUGUUCGCCUCCACCUACAUGAUGGUCAUGAUGACCCUGGACCGCUACAUCGCCAUCUGCCACCCGCUCAAGACCCUGCAGCAGCCCACCCGCAGGUCGUACGCGAUGAUCGCGGGCACGUGGCUGUGCAGCCUCGUGCUCAGCACGCCGCAGUACUUCAUCUUCUCGCUGAGCGAGAUCCAGAACGGCUCGGGCGUGUACGACUGCUGGGGCCACUUCGUGGAGCCGUGGGGGGUGAAAGCCUACAUCACCUGGAUCACUUCGGGCAUCUUCCUCGUCCCCGUGGUCAUCCUGGUCAUCAGCUACGGCUUCAUCUGCCGCAGCAUCUGGAUGAACAUCAGGUACAAGACGAAGACCAAGAAGAAGAAGAAGAAGAGCGCUUCGGGAGCGGCUUGCAAGUCGAGCGGUCUGGUCGGCAAGUCUUCGGUGAGCAGCGUGACCACCAUAUCCCGAGCGAAGCUGAGGACCGUGAAGAUGACCUUCGUCAUCGUGCUGGCCUACAUUGUGUGCUGGGCGCCCUUCUUCAUCGUCCAGAUGUGGUCGGUGUGGGACGAGAACUUCUCGUGGCAUGAUUCCGAGAACACGGCCGUGACCCUGUCGGCGCUGCUCGCGAGCCUCAACAGCUGCUGCAACCCCUGGAUCUACAUGGUGUUCAGCGGUCACCUGCUGCGCGACUUUGCGCUCUGCCUCCCGUGGCGCCAGGCCUCGCGCUACGCGCACGCGUUCAGGAAGGAGGAGUCGGACAGCAGCAUCAGGAGGAGCACCCUGCUCACCAGGAUCGUCCACCGCAGCCCCACGUGCAGCCCCACGUGCCAGUCGUCCAAGUCGGCCAGGUCGGGGACAGUGGAUACCUGAUGGUGGACCGAGGGGACGGUCAUCGGUCAUCAGAGGGAGCGGUCAUCAUCAGUCAUCUCCAGCAGCGGCAGGUGGAGAAUGAAAGCAUUAGGAAGCCUCACCAGAGCACUGCAGGUGUCUGCAAUGAGCGACCUUGGAAAAACGCACUUAAAAAGUUGUUCUCUUGAUGAGUUUGGAAAUACAUUCACAUUUAUUGAUUCAGCUGACACUUUUCUCCAAAGCUUCCUACUGCUCACAGUGAACAAAAGUACAUUUCACCCCAAAGUACCAUCAAUUAGUCCAAUACCAUCGUUUUUGCCAGCAUUCGCAUCACCUGUAGCUACACACAGAGCUGAUAGGGAGUACUUUUUUAACAGGUAAUGUAAGUUUAUGGAACAGACUGGAGAU
Molecule: messenger RNA, 1711 nt
Organism: Scleropages formosus (Asian bonytongue)
Lineage: Eukaryota; Metazoa; Chordata; Actinopteri; Osteoglossiformes; Osteoglossidae
Product: arg8-vasotocin receptor-like
Exons: 2
Coding region: 137-1324 (395 amino acids)
Biological process (GO): G protein-coupled receptor signaling pathway; positive regulation of vasoconstriction; cellular response to hormone stimulus
Cellular component (GO): plasma membrane
Molecular function (GO): peptide binding; vasopressin receptor activity
Source: RefSeq, a predicted model, not a curated record